This is a messenger RNA of Beauveria bassiana ARSEF 2860, 2241 nucleotides long. RefSeq names its product beta-1,3-glucanase precursor. The transcript is spliced from 5 exons. Gene Ontology annotation, molecular function: polygalacturonase activity. NCBI's taxonomy places the organism in Eukaryota, Fungi, Ascomycota, Sordariomycetes, Hypocreales, Cordycipitaceae. The record is from RefSeq and is a predicted model, not a curated record. The coding region runs from base 1 to 2241 and encodes 746 amino acids.
AUGCUGAAAACCGUCGCGCUGGCUAUGCUGGCCAUUGCCGGCCCGCAGGGCGGCGGCUUCUCUGGCUUCUGGUACUCGGCCAUGGACCACAUCGGGCCACCGCGAGGUUAUGCCCCGAAUCUCGGAGAAGAUGCUGCCAAGUACAACGUCUAUGUCGCUGUUAGACCUGGCGACGGCGCUGGCAUUCAGGAUGCCAUCACCUCUGCGCCCGACGGCCAGCGCAACAAGCAAUGGCUAGCUUCUCAACCUCGCGUUGUGUAUAUUCCUCCUGGAACCUAUGAAAUUAGCAACACUAUUUUCAUGGAAACUGAUACAGUACUUAUGGGAGAUGCUACGGAUCCUCCUGUCAUCAAAGCAGCAAAGGAUUUCAGCGACGAUGUAUUGGUCAAUGGCCAGGAUCCCUCCACCAAGGAAAAGGGCGAAAACUCCUUUGCCAUUAGCUUGAAGAAUUUAAUCUUGGAUACCACGGCUAUCGACGGCGGCAAAGAAUUCACGGCCCUCUACUGGGGAGUUGCACAAGUCUCCCAGCUUCAAAACAUCAAGAUCCAGAUGCCCAGCCCGAGCAAUGGUCAGGGCCAUAGCGGCAUCAGACUCGGCCGGGGUUCCACACUGGCUCUUGCCGAUGUCCGUAUCGAGAAUGGCCAGAAUGGCAUUUGGCAUGACACGCACCAGCAAGCACUGUACAAGAACAUUUACUUUUACAAAAACGAGGUCGGCAUGCUCAUCUCCGGCGGUCAUACCAUCAGCCUGUUGGCACCCGUCUUUGACGGUGUCAAGACUGGCAUCCACAACACGGAGGGAAGCCCCUUUAUUGGUGUUAUCGACGGCAACUCGACCGAAUCCGGCGUCACUUUCAAGUCCUCUGCUACUCCAUCGAUCCUGAUACACAAUCUCCAGACGGACAAAAAGUCGGACAUUGUGGAGCUUUCCGAGGGCACCGAGCUCAAAGCUACCAGCCACGUCGACAACUUUUCGUACGGCAACACCGUCGGCCGCGAUCCAGUCUAUGGGGCGACGACUGGCGCUCACAAGCUUUCGAGUGUCGCGGCGCCCGGCGGCCGCAUUCCUUCCGUCACGGUGCCUAAUUUCGCCAGCAACGCGGUCACGGACUUUAUCAAUAUCAAAGACUCCAAGCAGAAUGGUGGCCACUCUGUCAAGGGCGACGGUACGCUCGACGAGGCAGAGGUGCUCAACAAGAUUCUCGAAUUCGCGGCUGCCAAGAAGAAGAUUGCGUACUUUCCGUAUGGCGACUACCGCGUGGAAUCUACUCUGGUCAUUCCCAUUGGCUCUCAGAUUGUCGGCGAGGCAUGGUCCACAAUCUCGGGCGGCGGCAAAUUCUUCAAGGAUGCUUCUAAACCGAAGCCGGUUGUUCAGGUGGGCAAGGACGGUGACGUUGGUGUUGCGCAGAUUCAAGACAUGCGCUUCACCGUGUCCGAGGUGCUUCCCGGCGCCAUUAUUGUCCAGUUCCGGGCUGCCGGCUCCGCCCCGGGCGACGUUGCGCUCUUCAACUCGCUCAUCACCGUCGGCGGCACCAAAGGCGCUCCCGGCCUCACAGACUCGUGCAAGGACGCCAGCAACCCCUGCCAAGCCGCAUACCUGGGCCUGCACUUUACCAAGUCCUCGUCGGCCUAUGUCGAGAAUGUCUGGAACUGGGUCGCCGACCACAUCACCGAGGACUUUGACGGAGGCUCUAGCAUCGCGGGCAAAGGCGGCGCGCUGGUCGAAUCGACCAAGGGCACGUGGCUGCACGCGCUCGGCAGCGAGCACUGGUGGCUCUACCAGCUCAACCUGCGAUCCGCCGAAAACGUCAUCGUGACGCUGCUGCAGAGCGAGACAAACUAUGAGCAGGGCGACCAUGCCAAGAAGCUCGCGCCGGCUCCCUGGAAGCCCGACGCGCACGGCUGGGGCGACCCGGAUUUCGCGUGGUGCAAGCGCGACGACGCCCGCUGCCGCAUGGGCCUGGCAAACUACAUCCAAGGCGGCGCCGACGUUACGUAUUUUGGUUCCGCGUCGUGGGUGUUUUUCAGCGGCCCGGGCUAUCAAGAGUGCGCGGAGCGCUUUCAGUGCCAAAAGGUGCAGCACUGGAUCGAAAAGACGCCCAAAAACUUGCAGCUGUACGGAAUGUGCACCAAGGAUACGGCGACGGCGCUGCGACUGGGCGAUGGCACGAAUAUUGCCGCAGAGGGCAAAUUUGAAGGCGGCUGGAACCCGGGCGCAAGCAUCGGUCGCUACACAAGCUGA